AUGGCGCAGCAUCAAGACCUUAAAAGAAAAGGAGGUGCUGAUCCCGAUCAUCAGAUGUCAAGAAAUCAUGCCCCUCCUCCUUCUCUAAGUAUUGAAGUGCCUAAAAUGAGAGAUCUUCCAAACAAGUCAAACCCUUGGAGUGAUGUCCAGCUUCCUGUUGACAUUCUUCUGUCGACAGUAGAAGACAUCGAGUUUUUAGCUUGUUAUUAUUUCUUGGAAAAUUCUUUUAAAAGUUAUCACCAGACCCUGGGAUACGUUUACUUUGGGACCAUGGGUGAAAGCGGAGAAGAGGCACAGAAAGUUGCGUUAAUGAGAUGUUGUAAAGGUUCUUCUGGUCCAGGUGGCUCUCAAAAUGUUAUUAAAAAUGCAGUGAUGCAACUGAGACCCAAGGCUGCUUUUUCCGUAGGCGAAUGCAUGGGUUUAAAUCCAGAAGAUACUAAGCUAGGAGAUGUAGUGGUAUCCUCUAAACUUUCAACUGAACAAUUCACAACUCCAGUAAGAAGAAAUAUUGGCAACCUUAACUUGUCUUCAACUGAAGGCUGGAAUCCACCAUUGAAAGAUCCAGUAGGGGAAAAAACAGUACUGGUACACCGUGACAGUGUCAUAUUCAGUGGUAGUCAAUUCAUCACCAAACAACGCCGCAUGUCUCAAUCGUGCGAGAUUGCAGUUGAAGGGGAAGGGGAAGGUAAGAUUAGAUGCAUAUAACUAUUAAAACAAUUUGAUAUAGCAUUCGAUUUGAGGUCUACAACUUUUAACUGUCCUUUUCGGCAACAUCUUGUAACUAUGACAGAACCACUGAUAGGUCCAAUGGUGUGUGAGCAGGUUAUUCUGGUGAUGUACUUUACACUUAUUGUGCAGGGAACAUAAAUUAUUGAGCUUAAAAGAUUAAGAAGUUUUAGUCACUACACUGCAGAGAAAAAUCUGAGCUUUUAUCUCCUCUAGAUUCUUCUUCACAGUGGAUUGAAUAAGGAUCAUUUUCAUAUUGUAUGCCGGUCUGUUUUUUCUUUCCACUUACAGGACUGUUUGCUGCAGCCUAUGAUAUGAACAUUGAAUGGCUGAUUGUUAAAGGGAUAUCACACUUUUCUGAUGAUAACAACACUCCUGAUGAGUCUUGGAAGUCAUUUGCUUCCAUUAUGGCAGCUUCUGUUGUGUCCAACAUGUUAAAUGAUCCUGUUGUUUUUAAAGAAUGGCCUCACUAUGAAGGUAUGUCACAUCCCUGCCUGUUCUAAGAGACUGAUUAUUAAUAGCGAUGAAUUUUCUGUUGAGAUAUUUUUGUGUAAACUGGUUCAAUAUUAACCUUGGUUCAAAUCUUUGUCUCUGUUUCAAACUGAAAUCAUAUAUUAACAUUGAAAUAUCAAAAUCAAACGCCAAGAAAAAAAUUGUUUUUAGGGCUUUUCAAAUAUAUAAUACUUUUCUUCUUUACAGACUCAGACUUGACAGCAAAAAAUCACCCAGAGACAACCACAAAGCCACACAAACAGAUACCAGGUAAUAUUCUGUCAAUGUAAUUACACUGUCCAGGAGUUUUUCCAGAUCAAAUGAUUGAACACUGGUUUCAGUAGAAUAAACACUAGACUUUAGAUAUAGUUGUUUGCCGCAUCUUAGAGCACCAUCAUGUUUUCUUAUUAUUGUGAGAUAUGUCUUUGACAAGAGAGCAGCCUAUUUUUGCCUGCUAUUUAUAACUCCUUUAUUUUUCUUAGAAAUUUUGCAGAAAAAUGCCGCUUGAAGCAUGCUGAUCCAUUCUCUACUCACUAUCUGGUCAAAAAGAUCCAAAACUUCCUAAAAUGCGUUAAGUCCAACACUACGUACGCUGCCUUUUGUUCCUUAUGUUAAAUAGAAGUGUUGUUUUGAAAAGUGACACAGCCUUCUCAACUCAGUUUCCCCUGUUCCCUUCUCUCUUCCCUACUCCCUUCUCCCUGCCCCACUUUUUUCCUUAUCUUGGGGAUUUUGUUGGCUUCUUUUUGGUGAGACAUGUUUUCAAGAAGUGAAACUUCUUGAAAACAUUUCUGUCUUUUUUUCAGCUGUGUUUGUCAUGAAUUAUUUCAAUAAUUCAACUGUCUAGGGAAAUUUACAAAAUUGAAAGGGAUGUUGUAGAGGGAGGGUCCACUCCCACACUUUUUGGUGUUAUGGUAUGGUCUCAGUCUAUCUAUCCGCCCACCCACCCACCUACAACCUACAUGUAACCUCAACAAAACAACCUAUGACCUGCUCACCAUAUGCGUCGCCCAUAGCUCCGUGCUUCUAGCAUCCUACUUGUAUCUGGAAGGUUGUGGGUGUGAUUCCUGCUAAGGGAUCGGAUUUUCAGCAUUUCUUUGUUGUACCUAACAUUAAUAUUUUAUUUCUAGCAAUCAUUCAUCCACGUGCCAUUUUCUCUAAUUUAUUCAUGUUUCUGUAAAUUGACUGUCUGCCAUUCCUGGUAAGAAUUGCUAGUGAAGUCAAUCAACUACGAUAAACUAGUAGAAAAACUUUUUGGAAUUGACGAAAAGUUCUUGUUAACAGAUGCUGUAUGCCUUGAGGAGUGCCAGAAACAGCUGCGAUCACUUUAUGAAACCAGUAGCAAAGUCAAAAUCAUUCCAUGGGACCAGGAUGCUGCUGUUGAUAUUGAUGAGAUCUACACAGACUUGUCUUGGGUCAAGGAUCACAGGAGACCCAGUGGAGUAACACAAGAAAAACUUAACCACUACACUGAGAUUUUUGGCAGUAGAGGUUCUCUUCCUGCGCUAAAGCGAAUUUUGGUUUAUGGACAGCCAGGUAAGUGAGUCAAUUGAGUAAUAAUUGUCUUAUGCAACUAGAGUGUAAGUACGUGCCGACGACAAGCAGGAACACAGGAACUAUUCGUUUACUGGCAUAAUACAUCUACACACCUGUUAGCGAAUGCAAUGGUGCAGUUUUCUUGAGUGUUUUGCUGACAUCUACAUUCCAAGUGGGGUAAUUUUUUUCGAUGCUGUCAAACCCAAUGGAAAGUUUGGUCUGUUCCUGUGAAAAAUAAAUUAAUAGUUUAAGCAAAGUUCUUUUAGAACAAUACAUACACUGUAGGAAUCAAUUAAUGCCGUAAUGAUGGCAAUUUCAGAUAAAAUUAUCUGAAAUUUAAGUUCAUUAAAUGUAUGGUAAUAUGUAUGCAAUCAUAAAAUUGUACCACAACCUUCACAGUAGACUAAUGAGUGGCAGUUUGGCCCAGUUUUUUGAAGGCGAAUCGCGCGCGCUAACCUGGGGAUAAAGCACUGUCUUAGAUAAUUUUCUCUAUUCUUUUAAGAGUAUCUAAUAAUCAAAUUGCAGACAAAAGGAAUUAAACUCAAUUUGCUUUUGAAGCUUUCAUAUCUGAAUUCAAAUUUCGCACUAACCUAGAUAACCCAGUUUUGAACAACCAUGCAGGCCCCAAAUAGUCUGUGUAUUUGAAACUUUUGUGAAGGAUUCAUUUCCAUUGUCUUCAUCAUGAAUAAUUUUGAAUACGUAAAUUAGAUACCAUUAUCGAUGAAUGUAACUCUGGUCUUUAAUCAAAGCUAAGAAUUCCAAAAUACCCCCUUAGAGGCAGAGAAACAUCUUUUUGGAAUAACCUUAAAGGCAAAGGCUACCCUAGUGUUAUUCACUGUGCAUAUGGCAUAAAAAGUUUAGACAUAAUUCCGUAAAAAAAUAUAAUAAAAUAAAAUAAAUACUCUUAGACGGCGAGCGGUCGUCCUUUUUACUGCUCGUAGUUUUAUGAAAAUUAUAAAUUUUAGAUUCCACUUCACGUGUCGCCCCAUAUAAGGGAAUCCAAGACAGCCUUGGAUUCUGGAUUGCACAUCGUGGAUUCCGGAUUCCAAUUACUGGAUUCCAGAUCUCUUUCAUUGGAACUUCUGGAACUUGGAUUCCGGAUUCCGGAUUCCAAUUGUUAGCGGGAUUCCGGAUUCCUACAGCGUCAUUCCGGAUUCCAAGGCACAGGAUUCCGGAUUCCACAUAAAAACCAUUUCCCAGAUCAUGGAAUCCGAAUUCCCUUAUAUGGAGCGACACGUGACUUCACAUGAUUCUGUUGAAGACUUAUUGAUAGUUUGUUCAUAUAUGUCACCUAGGUAUCGGCAAGACUGUUUUCACGAAGAAAGCAACUUUUGACUGGUCCCGGCAGAGAUAUUCAGAAACAUUAGGGGAAUUUGAUCUUGUCCUUCUGGUGAGAUUACGUGACGUUAGUAAUCUCCAAGAUGUUUCGUCAAUUCUGAGGGCUUCUGAAGUGCUGGAUAGUAAUGGUGCAAUUUCCGUAAACAACAUGUAUGAUUACGUUUGUCGCCAUCAAGAAAAUGUCUUGCUUAUCUUGGACGGCUACGAUGAGUAUGUUUACAGUUCAAAAAACGAGUCGCCUGUCUUCAAAAUCUGGAAAAAAAGCCGAUUGAGAGAUUGUUGUGUUGUAAUUACUUCAAGGGAAAUGAAAGCUGAGACGUUGAGAAAUUUUAGUGAUGCUCAAUUUAAAAUUGACGGCUUUAAUGAUCAGCGCCAAGAAGAGUUCGCUCGUAAAUUUUUGAAUGAUGAUGAAGAUGUGGGAGUCUUUUUUGAAUACUUGGAGGAGCACGACCUAAGAGAACUAGCACAAAUUCCCCUUUUGAUGUUAAUGUUGUGCUUACUCUGGACAAAAACAAAACGCGAAGAACUACCAAAAGAACGCGCAGACAUCUUCGCCCAGUUUGUUAAGACUUUGUUUGAUCACUUGCGUGAAAAACACUCUGCUGAAUCAGUGGUUGUUAAAGAUUACUCAGAUGAAUUAUACGCAUUAGGACGCUUGGCCUUUGAAGCCCUUUUACAAGGACAGUUUUAUUUCCCUGUUAAUCAGUUACCUAGCUACAUUUUGAUCGAGAGGCUGAUUGAAGUCGGCCUUUUUCAGGUUUUAAAUGUGGCGAGUUUGAAUCCUGAAAAAGGCGUGUACUUUAUUCACAAAUCCGUACAAGAAUACCUUGCUGGGAAAUUCCUGAAAGAAGAGCUGACAUCUAAAAAGGCUGAAAGUACAAGUUCCCUCUUAAAGUUGGACUCAGUUAAAAAGAUCGAAAAGAUGUGCGAGGUUUUAAAAUUUGCUGCUCAGUUGUCAGGAGAAGCUGCGCGCGAGAUUGUGAUUCACAUUGGAAUGAAGAGCGAACCGACAGAGUUCAGAUUCGACAACGAAACACCGUCAAAGGAGGACUUGUCAGGGGAACAAACAGAUUUUAUUAAUCUUUGUAAUCAGUUAUUUUUCUCCUGCUCAGCUGAGACAAGAAAAAACCUCUUUCCUACAUUUCUUUCUUCCUUAGGAGGAAUUCUUGUAAUUAGUGCAGAGCAGCUAAAUGUUAUCGUACGUGAAAAUUUAGUUCAAACUGUCGAAACACUCAACUACGUUUUUUUCAAUAAACACAAUUAUAGAAUUUCUACAGAGCAGGAAUUAGAAAUUUAUGGUAAUUUAGAAAGGUUAUCACAGCAAUUAAACGCAGUUAUUGUCAGCUGUGGAGGAGAAAAGAAAGCAUCAGAAUUCUUAAGCAACUCAACAUGUCGUAGCAUAGAUGAAUUUUUUUUAAAGAAAGAAGAAAACAACACUCACCUUUAUUUAGCUCAAAUUUUAAAAAAUACGUUUAGCGACAUUCCUUUUCUUCCUUCUAUAACUAAGGCGCUUAUUAGUAAACAGGACACAACAAAGAAGACAAAAGUGAAUGCUGAUAAGUCAAGUGAAGAGAGCAGCAGCACCUAUUCAAAGCGCCAUGGUCUCUCCAGGGUGCGGGAGAUUAAUGCUUGGUAUGUGGACAGGUCAGAUGUGGAACUCUUGAGUGGGAUGAUGGCGUUUAUCACCGCUCCACACGGGAUAGUGAUUUAUGGUCAGAAAGGUGAAGUGUACGAUGCUGAGGUAACAGGGUCUCUGAUAAGGAGCAUGCAACCAACACACAAACUGAAGAUAUUAGUACUCCAUGGUAUCAAUGUAACAUCAUCACCUGCUGUGGAGUUCAUCAAGAAUUUAUUUAAACAAGCUCCAUACUUGGAGGUGCUCAGCUUGUGA
Messenger RNA from Porites evermanni, 5980 nucleotides. The record is from the annotation of a GenBank genome assembly. Lineage: Eukaryota; Metazoa; Cnidaria; Anthozoa; Scleractinia; Poritidae.